ACGCAAAAAAAUACCCGGAAGGAGGCCCCACCCGUCAUCCUCCCUGACCAGUCUCCCAAAACCCUUCUUCCUCGUCCUUCGGCUGAUGCUGCCGACCUCCAGCAGCCGCCGGCUCUUUGUCCCUCGCCGAAAGCCUCCAUCCUUCCUCCUCCGACGCUGCUGAAACGUGCCAAGGUUCUUGUCUCUAAUUCACCGCCCUCGGCCAUCCCACCAGGAGAUUGCUACUGCGUGGUGAGUUCCCCGGUAUGCAUCGUUAACAUCACUGUCAGUUAGUGGUGUUGCAGUCUCUCUAUCCUAUCAUCUUCUGUAAAGGGGAUCAUCAAUUUAGCUCAGAGAGAUUGUUGGAGAUUCAUCAGUCGACGCAAUGGAAUGAAACAAACAGCAGAGUUUUCCAGUUUAUGGAUGCUUUUCCUUGGAUGACAAAAUGAUUUCUUUAAGGAAGUUCAGCUAUCUUUCUCCUUCACGUUCAACCUCAGCUUUUCUUUCAUCGCUUUCUGGCUUGUGCUACAAGUUGAGUAGUACUUCUGGUGAUGGGUCACAGGCUCCAAUAACUGGUGAUUUUACAAGGAUAUUAGUAGGUUCCUCUCAUAACAAGAUGAAGGCAUUCAGGUUUAUGACAUGGAACAUCACUAAUUCUCCAAACUUGUUCUCUACAAUGUCUGAGCCCAUAUUAGUUCAAGCUCGUGACCCAUCUCAAGUAGCUUUGGAACUAGAACACGCACUUGAGGAGCAGAGAUUUGAGGAUGCAUGGAAGGCAUAUGAGAAGCAUGUGCAUAUGGAUGGUCUCCCUAGGAAAUCAGUCUUAAGCAAGCUACUCACCAGUUUUGCUGAGAGCUAUCAUGCCCAUUGGCUAAACAACGCAUACAGUGUGGUUGAACUGGCUUUUCAAGAAAAGAAGCAUGAUUUGAUGGAGAAAGAGCCACUUAUUUACCUUGCUUUCAUUCUUUCGAGGUCAGAGUUGCCUGUUCUUGCAUCAAAUAUUAUGAGAAAGUUGGUCAAGAUGGAAGCAUUCCCUCCUCUAACAGCUUGGUCUGGAAUCAUAGGCCACAUGUGUCAAACAGCAACUGGCACAUUGCUUGCUGCCGAGUUAAUAAUGGAGAUUGGAUAUCUUUUCAAAGAUAACAGGGUUGAUCCUCGGAAAAAAAGUAACAGGCCUUUGCUUUCGAUGAAGCCAAAUGCCAUUGCCUUUAACAUAACUUUGACUGGAUGCCUCCUAUCUGGAAGUACUAGAAAAGCUGAGCAGCUUCUUGAAAUGAUGCCACGGAUUGGUGUGAAGCCUGAUUCUAGCUUGCUGAUUGUGAUGGCUCAAAUAUAUGAGAAGAAUGGGCAUAUAGAUGAAAUUAAGAAACUGAAGAGGCAUGUUGAUGUGGCAAUUGACCUUAGUGAUUUGGACUUCCAAAAGUUUUAUGACUGCCUGCUUUCUUGCCACCUGAAGUUUAAGGACCUGGAUUCCGCUGUGGACAUGGUUUUGGACAUGCUCAGAAAAGCAAAGGAAGCAAAGCGAUCUUUGGCUGCUGCAAAGUCAGUGCUGGAGGCUGUUCAAACUGGCAAAAAUUCAAUUUCUUAUCGAGACUCUGGACAUGAGAAGUUGGAUGCUUUGGAUAAGUUCAAAUUGAUUAAAAGCAGAGCUCCUUCAUAUUUUGAGUUCGCCAAGGAUAGGAAUUUUUCAAGGCUUGAAGCUGAAGCAAAGGAAUCACUUGAGCUACUUUCAGAGAAGAUACAGGCUCAGGUUCAACUUGUUAAAUCUGAACGUGGCAUUCUUCACCCUACUGAGAAUUUGUAUGCGAAACUUGUGAAUGCUUUCCUUGAAGCUGAUAAGGUCUGUGAAUUGGCAGCUUUUCUAAUCAAGGCAAGCAAGGAAGAUUCUCCAGUCUCUGUUGAAAACUCUGCUGUCGUUCAAGUGAUAAAUGCGUGUAUCUCUAGUGGUUUGUUAGAGCAAGCACAUGAUCUACUGGAUGAGAUGAGGUUUUCUGGAAUUAGAGUUGGUUCUUUGGUUUAUUCAUCCCUUCUUAAAGCUUAUUGUAAGGAGAAUCAGCAUGAUGAAAUUCUGGCACUUCUAAGGGAUGUUCGCAAGGCAGGCAUCCAGCUUGAGUCAAGCUGCUACAACUCUCUAAUCCAAUCCCGGAUACAUCAUAAUGACUCAAGUGGAGCACUGCAUAUAUUUAGGGAGAUGAAGGAGUCCAAUAUAUCAAGAUCCGGUCAUCACAGCUUUGAAACAUUGGUGGAAGGUUGUACAGUGGACGGCGAAGCAGGUUUGAUGGCAAAGCUCUUGGAAGAAAUUAAGGGCAGUCAGAAUGUCAAUAGCGGCAUUCAUGAUUGGAACAAUGUGAUACAUUUUUUCUGCAAGAACAGGUUGAUGAAUGAUGCUCAGAAAGCUGUGAGCAAGAUGAGAGCCCUAGGACACACCCCAAAUGCCCAAACUUUCCAUUCUCUGGUUACUGCUUAUGCUGCAAUAGGUGGGAAGUAUGUGGAAGUAACAGAUCUGUGGGGUGAAAUGAAAGUGAUUGCGAGUUCACACUCAAUGAAGUUUGAUCAGGAGCUACUGGAUUCCUUAUUGUAUUGCUUUGUCAGGGGUGGCUUUUUCCUUCGAGCCAUGGAAGUAAUAGAAAUGAUGGAGAGAGAAAGGAUGUUCAUCGACAAGUACAAGUACAGAUCUCUUUGGUUGAAGUAUCACCGGACUCUAUACAAGGGAAAGGCUUCCAAGAUACAGACCGAAGCCCAGCUGAAAAGAAGAGAAGCGGCUUUGGCUUUCAAGAGAUGGAUUGGCCUAACAUAAGAUUGUGGCAUACGUUUUCUUGUCAGCCAAUGGCAAUCAAAGAUCUCAAUCCAAAGAUAUAUAUUUCACUCGGAUGAAGUUUUUGCUCGCCUCAUGCGGUGGAAACACACCAGAAACCCACAUGCACCUGAUCCAACUCCCACGGAAAGCUCAAAACAGAGAACAGUGUUCAUGCAUGUGUCUCUUCGUUUGGUUGCUGCCUUGAUAAGAAACAUAAGUUCAUGCA
Molecule: messenger RNA, 3002 nt
Organism: Musa acuminata AAA Group (dessert banana)
Lineage: Eukaryota; Viridiplantae; Streptophyta; Magnoliopsida; Zingiberales; Musaceae
Product: pentatricopeptide repeat-containing protein At1g03100, mitochondrial-like
Exons: 2
Coding region: 425-2776 (783 amino acids)
Molecular function (GO): protein binding
Source: RefSeq, a predicted model, not a curated record